UUUGGAUUUAAGCCAUUAACUUAAUGGAGUUUUCGUAUUUCAAUCUUCACAGGGAGAACAAGGGUAAAACUAUGAUGUGUUUACCCUUUUUAAAGAAUUGAUUUUUUUCGUUGAAAUGUUCGUUGUUACGAUGUCAUCAAUGUCAUUCCGCCCGCUCGCGUGACAUUCACCUGCUUGCUCUAGGUAUUACAGUUAUUACAUUUAUUCCAUAACACUAUAUCCUUCUUCUUCUACAGAAUUCAUCACAUUAUCAAACUGUUCAAUGUGUAGUUAAAGCUUAAGAAAUGAACUUUUUGCCGUUUAAAGAUCUUAAAGAGUGAACAUGUCCACCUGUUUAAUAGUCACUUAAAACAAAUCUUCAUCUGUUAUCCCACCCAAGUCCCGCUAUCUACCAUUCCACGAGCGCUCACUCAAUGGCGGUGACCAUAGGUCAGGUAACAAGAGAUAUAAAGGCUCCCCGUACACGCUCAAAGCUCUCAUUUGCAGCAAAACACUGCGAAGUGCAAGACCCAGCUAGACCACUUAUUGCAUAAGCGAGCCGUGAAACGCGACGUUGCACUAGACCCUACACCAGUGAGCCGGCAGAGCGUGUGUACUAUAUUCAGAGUGCUGAAAGAGACGCUUAAGCAACUGAUUGCUAUUCGCAGAGGUGUUAGCUCAGCGGAUCUGUCUCGUGUACGGAACGCGUAAAUAUCAUCAUCAACAGCAGUCAGUCAACCUGUGCGGAGACUCAAUCAUGAAAGUAAAAGAAGAGAAGUUCGACUUUGAGUAUUGCCCCGAGGACCACGAUGCAACCUCACUAUCGUCAGGCUCUGAUCAGACCGAGCUCUCGCCACCACCGAACGAUAUAGACGCGGACAGUGCAGAGAGUGGAGAGAGCGGCCAAAACGGCACGCAGCAGAAGAAGCGAAAGAGGCGCAGAAAGCGAAUGCUUACAGGCGUCAGUAGGCAGCGGCGUGCGGCGAACGAGCGUGAAAGAAGGCGCAUUCAGGGGGUAAAUAGAGCUUUUGUUGAGUUGAAAAACUCCCUGCCAGUAUCACACAUGGACAUAUCCAAAAUUGAUAUCUUACGAGUGGCAGCGCAGUGGAUAGAUCACCUAAGUGAGCUGUUGCAUCAGGACGACCAAGCGAAGUCAGAGGCAGGUGACUUCACCAGGCUGUCUUCAAGAUUGUACGAAGACCACGACUUGUACAGAUUGCUAGAGAAUGGUGCCUUAACCAGCGAGGAUGACGACCUACUUGACGACUUCCUACAAAUUGAUGAGUGCAUCGACAGUUCUAUUACGUCUGGCAUUGCGGAUAGAUUCACUACGGCUGAUAGUUGGACCACAUGGCAGCAACCGAGUGGAGGUAGCAGUGGACUUUGUAUUCACACGGAAGAACCAUACCUACAGUCGCUCCUUUACGACAAUGCUAUCACAGCAAACUACUUGAGCUCGCCGCUGGUGGACCUGGCGGAUCACCUGUAAUCCCGACUACUUGAUAAGAUAACAGGGAACUCAAGCAACGACCACGGCAACCAUGAUCCGAAAUACUUUCAGGCUUCGCGGUCAAUUCUUGACUAUUCUCCAAAUGAACUGUUUUUUUUUUUUUUUUUAUAAACCGAAAAAGUAAAUAUAAGUCUAAGACCAUAUUUCUUUCAUAGCAAACAAUGAUAUAUUAUUGUGAACAAGAUUCCGUCCUUGCUAGUCGGUGGAUGGGGUUAGGAUAUCGUCAGGGAAACGGUUGAAAGUACAAAAAAAGAUCUGGCUCUUUGGAUUGUCCAUUGUGCUUUGGCGUUGCCGUUAUUGUUGCUUAAGUUUCGAAUAGCUAGGCAGGGCGAGGAAAGGUUCGCGCAUAUGACGUUAAUUAUAAUGUAAUUUAUGGUUAUUUAGAAGAGACGUUUCUUAAGGUCAAUAAUGCUUUUAUUGCAGUAGAACGCGUCAUUAGAAGUGCGUUAGAAUAUUACACAGUUAUAGGAGUUCUCAACACAUAUCGACAUACACACGCAGUUAAGAUAAAGGAUCGUUAUAAGUUUAUAACAAGUUUAUGUACUUUUAGAAGUAGCCUGCUAGCCAGCUCUUAUCCAGAGUCAUUUGGAAAUGUUUUAUUCUUAAAUAUCAGGAAUCGUGUUGCACGCGCGAUGCCCGAGGUGGACUGGGGCGACGGUGCAAAGAAAUCACCAUUUUCGAAUAACCCCGAAUAAGAGCUGGCAACCAGGCUGUUGUAGAAAGGACCAAUUACUUGAUGUGUGAUAGGGGGUCCAGUUAAACCAGCCUCUUGAUUAAGAUCGUUAGUAGACGUGUGCCAAAAAAAUAAUGAUCACAACGAGAAAAAAAGGCCAAGGAAAGAGGCAACUAACUCCCCGUCAGAUAUGAAUUGAUUGGAGCCUAGACUACUACCAUAGUAUCUUACAUGCAAUAAUAUGUACAGGGGGUGACGGUGUGUUUUCUGCCUGUGCCAUACCACCGCUAUUUUGGUCACAUUCUUAAUAUAUACGCUAUGCACUCCACAAACUCAGAGGGGCUGCUUUUAGGUUAGGAGAGAUUGAGCAUUUGUUUUGCGCUACAAUUGCGCUAUUUCUGAUUGAAAAUAAAUCCCGCCAUAACGACAGUAGGCCUCUCGCCUACACAUGCCUACCUUAGAUUUUUAACGCUGUCCAAAGUUAUUGCAUAUUUUAAGAAUCUCGAACUUUUUACAAAAAAUAAAAUCAAUACUAAAUAUCUUUUAUAAAAGGUCUUAGACUAUAAAAAGAGUUUUUUUAAUCCCGAACGUGAAUCGGAUUACAUAGAUCAAAGGAAAUUGAUCCCGCAUAAGUGUAGGGUAGAGUAGUAAGAUGAUUAUAAUUAAUUAGAAACAGUUCAACAAGAGCUCUCGCAGGUGAGAGGCUCGAUGCAGGUCAAAAAUAAAUACAGUUUACGAUAAAA
Nematostella vectensis (starlet sea anemone) is the source of this 2905-nucleotide messenger RNA. Its product is annotated as protein lin-32. The coding region runs from base 737 to 1468 and encodes 243 amino acids. The transcript has 4 exons. Gene Ontology annotation, molecular function: RNA polymerase II transcription regulatory region sequence-specific DNA binding; protein dimerization activity; DNA-binding transcription factor activity, RNA polymerase II-specific. Gene Ontology annotation, biological process: developmental process; regulation of transcription by RNA polymerase II. The record is from RefSeq and is a predicted model, not a curated record. Lineage: Eukaryota; Metazoa; Cnidaria; Anthozoa; Actiniaria; Edwardsiidae.